UAAAAACAGUGCGCAGUCUCUGUUUUGGAUAAAUUGAAGUUGGAUUAUUAUUUUUUUUUUAUUCGACAAGGACUGGUUCCAACUUCCAGUGGUUCACCGACCAAUGAUGACCACUUUUGUCUGAAUGUCUGAACGAAAACGUUGUUAGUAUUUUGGGUGGAUACAUACGUCAUUAUUGUACAUUUUGCAUGACGCACCCGGCUGUCAAAUACUUUAACAAUAAAUAAAAGUGAUAGUAACUCAUACUGGAGCAUCUGACGAUGUUCUAAUUUGUAUUUGAUAAUAAUUUAUUGAGCUUUAAAAGAAUUAUUUAAGCUGGUAUUAUUAUAUUUUGAAAAUUAGAUAUGGAGGACGAUCUUCCAACUGAGUAUGAUGUCGUUGUGGUUGGCACAGGAAUGACAGAAUCAAUUGUUGCAGCAGCUGCAAGUAGAAUUGGAAAAAAAGUAUUACAUCUUGAUAGCAAUGAAUAUUAUGGAGGUCUUUGGGCAACAUUUAAUUUUGAUGGUCUACAAAAAUGGAUACAAGAUUUAAAAUCAACAAGAUCAUCACAAAAUGAUGCUGAUAUUGAAAUUGAAGCUGGUGAAAAAUUUUUAAAAGUCAGUAAUCAAUAUUCAACUGUUGAAAAUAUUGAUGAAACAUGGCUAAUAUCAAAGGAUGAAGAUUUGCCUGCACUUUCAACAAAAGAAUCACAAACUGAGGUAACUGGUGAUGAACAAGAAAAUAAAACAACUGAUGAUAACAUUGAUAAUGCUGAAAAUAAAGAUCAUACAAAACAUUGGACAAUAGAACGUAUUAAAAAAGAAUAUAGAAAAUUUAAUAUUGAUUUAGCACCAAAAUUACUAUUUGCUCGUGGUGAACUUGUUGAAUUAUUAAUAUCAAGUAACAUAGCACGUUAUGCUGAAUUUCGUGCUGUAUCAAGAGUUGCAACAUUUAUGGAUGGUAAAUUAACACAAGUACCAUGUUCAAGAGCUGAUGUAUUUGCUAACAAAACAGUUAGUGUUAUUGAAAAAAGAAUGUUGAUGCAAUUACUUGUAUCAUGUAUGGAUCAAGGAGCUGAUAGUUCAGAAUUUGAUGGUUAUCGUGAUAAAACAUUUGUAGAAUAUUUAAAUACUAAAAAUUUAACACCAAUUGUUAAGCAUUAUGUUAUGCAAGCAAUUGCAAUGGCUACUGAUAAAACAUCAUGUCGUGAUGGUGUAACACGUACAAAACAUUUUCUUAAUAGUCUUGGUAGAUAUGGUAAUACACCAUUUUUAUGGCCAAUGUAUGGAAGUGGAGAAUUACCACAAUGUUUUUGUCGUUUAUGUGCUGUAUUUGGUGGUGUUUAUUGUUUAAAACGUCAACUUGAUGGAGUUGUUAUUGAUAAUGAAAAAUGUAAAGCAAUUAUAACAGGUAAACAAAGAUUAACAUUGGAACAUUUAGUUGUUGGUCAAGGACAUUUACCAUCAGAAAUUAUUGAUUCAACUGGUGAAAAUAAAAUAUCACGUGGUAUUUUCAUUACUGAUAGAUCAAUAAUGCAAGGUGAAAAAGAAAAUUUAACACUACUUUAUUGUCCACCUGAUGAAGCUGAACAAGAACCAGUUACAUUAAUUGAACUUGGUCCAUCAACAAAUGCAUGCCCACAAGGUUUAUUUAUGAUUCAUAUGACAUGUAAAAGAACUAAAACAGCUAAAGAAGAUUUAGCUUAUGUAGUUGAAAAAUUUCUUGGUAAUGAAGCUCCUGAACCAAAUGUUACAAAAUAUCCAAAUGAUAUGCAUACACAAACUGUUUCAUCAAAUAAAAAUGAUGAUCAAUAUAAUAAAAUUGAUAAUAAAGAUAAACAUGAUCCAAAACCACAUGUAUUAUGGUCAUUGUAUCUUAAUUUACCAGCAAGUGACAUUAAAUUAAAUAGUUCAGCACCAAAAAAUAUUCAUCUUUGUUCUGGACCAGAUCUUGAUCUUGAUUUUGAUUUUGCUGUUAAUCAGGCUAAAGAAAUAUUCAAGACAAUGUAUCCAGAUGAUGAUUUUCUUCCUCGUGCACCUGAUCCAGAAGAAAUUGUUUUGGAAGGGGACGAAGUUCCUGGUCCAAAAUUUGAUGAUAAUCCAACAGAAGAAGUGGAAAAAUAAUAAUAAAACGCUAAGGAUUUAUUUAUCAUUUGAAAUGAUAGAAAAAGAAAAAAAAGAAAAAAAACUUGACAUGAAAUUAUCAGUGUCAAUUGAUACUAGCAAUUUAAUAAUUGCUACCUAUUUGUCAAAAAUUUUAUUCAGCUUAAUAGGAAAAAGUAAAUAAUCAAUUCACUGCAUACGCAAAUAAUAUUUAAUAAUUAUUUAAUAUAAAGCUUUGAAUAAACAAUUUGCAAUUAAGAAAAAAAAGCAAACACUCUAAUAACAACACAAAUAUUUUUUAGAAUAAACUGCCUAAUAAUCAUACAUCUGCAUGUUAUGUACGUAAUCACAAAUGUAUAAUCAGUAAUUGAUCUUUUUUUAUAUAUAUCAUUGAUUUAAAAAUUUUCAUAAUCGCCGAAAGAUUGUUUUACUGCUCGAAUAGCCAAAUUUAAUUUAUUCUAAUAAUUUUAAUUUUUAACGUUAGACAAUAAUUAUUAUUUUUUCUAUCAAACGAGGCUGUGAACGAAAUUAAUUUUUUGGCUUUACAUAAAGAAAAAAGAAAAAAAAAAACAAUUACUGAUUGCAUUUAUUAAAUAUUCAAAAUGCAAAAAAAAAAAAUAAUAAUAAUUGUAUUUCACUAUGGAAAAAAAAGCGUAAUAGUAAAACUAAAAAAUAAUUUCUGUCUCGUAUUUAUAUUAUUCAUAUAAGAUUUAUAUAUUUAAUUAACAAAAAAAAAAGUGAAUGAUUUAUUUGAUAUUUAUUGGCUUAAAAAAUAAAAAUUAUCGUGGCUGUA
Messenger RNA from Aphidius gifuensis, 2874 nucleotides. It is a transcript of the gene Rep, whose product is annotated as rab proteins geranylgeranyltransferase component A 1. The transcript is spliced from 5 exons. Gene Ontology annotation, cellular component: cytosol; cytoplasm; Rab-protein geranylgeranyltransferase complex. NCBI's taxonomy places the organism in Eukaryota, Metazoa, Arthropoda, Insecta, Hymenoptera, Braconidae. Gene Ontology annotation, molecular function: GDP-dissociation inhibitor activity. The record is from RefSeq and is a predicted model, not a curated record. The coding region runs from base 345 to 2102 and encodes 585 amino acids. Gene Ontology annotation, biological process: small GTPase-mediated signal transduction; protein geranylgeranylation; vesicle-mediated transport.